Molecule: messenger RNA, 1206 nt
Organism: Alternaria arborescens
Lineage: Eukaryota; Fungi; Ascomycota; Dothideomycetes; Pleosporales; Pleosporaceae
Exons: 1
Coding region: 1-1206 (401 amino acids)
Source: RefSeq, a predicted model, not a curated record
AUGUCCUCCCCACAUGGGAAAUCCCAGAAGGCUCCUAUCGUAGACAUUAGUGACUCAUCAAGCCAAGCAUCUGAGGACAACGUUCUCCCAAGAGAGCCUCCAAGGACAAAUCGCGUCGCCCUACACUACGCUGCCGAGAAUCCAGACAAGCCAGAUGCGAGGGCGAACGGCCAGUACGGAAUGUUCUCGCAGUGCAGCCCGCUAUCCUCGCACUUGCCGACUAAGACGCCAGCGAAGCGUAAGAGGGUAUCCGGUGGUAACAAGGAAAUGAGAAAUGCUGGCAGAUUGAAAAAGAAUAAGAAACCAGAGAUGAACAAGAUGUCAAGAGAAGAGAGCCCGCUAUUCGAGCCAGAAGAGGGCUGGGGUGCGCAGAUACGGGACGAUAUAGAUGCCGACGCUCUCAUGUUGAGUCCACCAUCGACACUAGCUUCUGAGAACCGCCUGCCAAUGCGCAAAAAGAGUCGAAGUGCUGCUGUUACUAUCCGUACCAGUCGUAGCAAGAGACCAUCCGUCAUCAAAACUAAACCUUCGAGCUUUGAAUCUAACUGCGACUUUGGUUCUAAUGCCAGUUCCAACAUCGUCGUCUCGACGAAACCCUGCCCUGUCAUGACAGCGCCUUCGACAAAGCCCGGUUUCACAACCAAGAUACUGAAGGGAUUCCUAGACAGCUCGCCUCUGUCUGGAGACUACUCUCUCAUCGAUGAAUACAUCGACGUUCUCAACAAGUUAGCCGCUCAAGAUGCUGCGAGCGGUUCACGCAAACGAUCGACCGACGAGCUCGAGAACGAAGAAGCCACUAUUACGCUCGCUAUUGGAGGUCUUCCCGCCGAAGAGAAGCAGCAUCUUGCCGCCAUUGCUCAAGCUUGUGCUAAGGGUAUUCAGGCUGACAUGGCAACUUUGAGCAUAGCUACUGAUAUGUCUGCCAUUCAAGCGGCCAUAGAGACACGCAACAAGGAAGCUGAGGUUUCGCGUCAGAGUGUGCUUGGCAUGAUGACGAAGAGAGCAGAAGAGCUACGUACGGAACGACUGGACAUGCGCCGCAGAAGAGAAGCCGCGUUGGAGGAGUGGGAAGUAAACUCUAACAUUGACACCCUAUCGCUACAGGAGACAAAAGAGCGUUUGGAGAAAGAGGGUAGUAUAGCCGUGGCGGUUGAGCUUGGUAGAAGGAUAGAAAGAUUAGAAAGCGCUGAGUCAAAGAGGAAUUGA